UUUUUCUACAGCAGCAGCUGCGCACUCAAAAAUACAAACAUGUCUGUGGUGCCUGAUGGCAAGAAGCUGGUCCGGAGCCCGAGUGGGCUCCGCAUGGUUCCGGAGAACGGAGCUUUCAACAGUCCGUUUUCCUUGGAUGAGCCGCAGUGGGUUCCGGAUAAAGAAUGCUCCAGGUGCAUGCAGUGUGACACUAAGUUUGACUUCAUCACCAGGAAGCAUCACUGCCGGCGCUGUGGCCGGUGUUUCUGCGAUAAAUGUUGCAGUAAGAAAGUGGCUCUGCCCAGGAUGUGUUUUGUGGAUCCGGUGAGGCAGUGUGCAGAGUGCAGUCUCAUCUCACAGAAAGAGGUGGAGUUUUACGACAAACAGCUUAAAGUGCUCACUGCCGGUGGAAAUUUCCUGGUCAAAGUAGGUUCCUCAGAGAAAACAGAGAUCAUGGUGUGCCGCUUGUCCAAUAAUCAGAGAUAUCUCUUCCUAGAUGGGGACAGUCAUUUUGAGGUGGAGCUGUCUCGCAUUUCCAGUACGCAGGUGUUGACUGAGGGAUCAACCCCAGGAGAGAAAGAAAUAUGCUCUUACACCAGUUUGCUGGACAGUGAAAUUUCUGAAGGUGGUUCCCCCCGUGCCAGUGGCAUGAUGCUUCAGUACAAGCCACCAGGAUCUCAGAACCUUCAGCAGCUCCACAUGGAGACUGCAGAAGACAAGCGCACCGCGUCUGCCUGGCUCGCAGCCAUGCACAAAGCUGCCAAACUGUUGUAUGAGUCAAGGGACCAGUGAAAUGAGGAAACCAGUGAAAAGGAAAAAGCACAGUGCGAAAGACAGAGGGAUGGACAGAAUAAGAAGAGGCAGAACAAAACCAAGUAUUAUGUGUUAUUCAGUCUUACAUGUACUCUAAGAUGCUUGUAUGAUUUCUAUCAAAUCCUUUGCUUCUACUUUGUCGAGACAGACCUGAUGUACUUACAAACUGUCUGUCUGUGCCAAGGGGAGGACCAAUUUUUCAGACGACUCUUGUGCAAUAUGAACAUGUAUGAUAAUAUAUAAACACCAUUUAACAGAUGCUUUCAAUGUAGUCUCACGUAUCAAACUUUUGUAAACAAAAUAUAUUUUGUCAGAUAUUCUUAUUUUAACACAAAAAGCUGUGUAUCUAAUUUUUACUGCCCAAGUAUUUACGAUAUUUAGUGCUUUUCUUUUCUUAACAUGUUUAAAACACUUUUGAAGAACACUUGUUUUUCCUACACUACAGAAUGACGUUUCAUGUGUUGGUUAUGUGUUUUAUGUCUACAGAGGAAGAUUUCUCAUUUUUUUUUUUUUUUUUUUUUUUUUUUUUUUCCUUGAA
Messenger RNA from Myxocyprinus asiaticus (Chinese sucker), 1330 nucleotides. Its product is annotated as zinc finger FYVE domain-containing protein 21-like. The transcript has 8 exons. Gene Ontology annotation, molecular function: metal ion binding. The coding region runs from base 40 to 771 and encodes 243 amino acids. The record is from RefSeq and is a predicted model, not a curated record. Lineage: Eukaryota; Metazoa; Chordata; Actinopteri; Cypriniformes; Catostomidae.